UCGAACAGCGUCCGGCGGCUGGACUGGCAGGAAAUGGCCAAACUGGAGAUAUUUCUGCUCUCUGUGCUGCUGGUUCAAGGUAUCAGUGAACCUGAUUUCUAUCACACAGUUGGAGAUGAAGUUGUUUUACCUUGUGAUGGUCCAUCUUCUUCAUCGUGCCGCAGUGUUAUAUGGCUUUAUAACGACAUUGUUGACAGUUCAACUAAACCCAAAGUCACAAAUGGAAAUAUCAACCAGAAGUCAGUUAAUGCUGCCAGGCUGAGUUUGGACACUAAAUGCUCUCUGAUCAUAAAGAGCAUCAUUCCUGAGGAUGCUGGACGUUACACCUGCCGGGGGAAAGGGAGCAAGGACAGCCUGGUGCAUCUGAAUAUUUUAUCCAUCUCUCCAUCUCCACCUGCUGGUGAUGCAACAAAGGAUGAAAAUAUAAAUCUACAAUGUUCUCUGUGGAGAUUUUUAACGACCAUAUGUUCAGAUAUCAGACUCGUCUGGGUGAAUGACACAGGAAGUGAACUAGUUGGUGAAGAUGUCACCGUCCAGAAGAGCAGUUCACAUAUUCGGUGUGUUUCCUCUCUGACUGUGAAGCCUGUGGAUAACAGAUACACCUGCCAGUUCUUUGAGGGAAACAGAAUCAAGAUAGAAACUCAUUACCCACCCCCAUCUACUGAUCAGACUCAGACGGAUCCGAUGUACAUCAUUGGACCGGCGCUGGCAGUGGGGCUGCUGCUGCUGGCUGCCAUCGCUGCUGUUCUCAUCAACCACAGGAGGAGAACCAAACCGUCAGACGAGCCCAAGAACUCCACUUCAGACGUCAGAGAAGCAAACAAUCAAAUUCACCAAAAUGUGGAGUUGCCGUCCACGCUGACGUACGCAUCGAUCGGCCAUUUUACUCCAAGCUCCCCUCUCAGGGUCACAGUUCAACACGAUGCGGUCACUUAUUCUGCUGUGAAGCCCAAAACGGAGACGGACUUCGAUCCCGACGGUCUCUACAGCCGCGUCAGCGAACCAGAAUAAACCAGACAGGAUGACAUGAAUUAUCAUGACGUUGCAUUGCUAAGACUCUUAAAAGGAAGUGGUCAGUGUGUUUGUUCUUAAACGGCCAUGUACCGUAGUUCUAGUUUAUUAUUAAGGAAGUGCAACUAUGUUUUUUUUCUUUGCAUUUAAGAUUUCAUCACAACAGCUGCAUUUCUGCUCUUUAAGAAGAAGUAGCAGCUGUUAGGAAACUACUUAUGAAUCAAAUGAGGAGAUCAAUAAAAGCCAUUUAAUCCCAUCAUUUAGUGGGAGGAUGUGACUGCUUUAGACUGGAAUAUCCCAAACAAGACAUCAAAUUAGUGGUUAAAAUAUUUAGAUUGUUUCUGUGUGAUAUGCAAGAAACAUACCAAAUGUGGUUGCAAUUAAAAAAGGCAACUAUAAUGGUUGUUGUGAUUAGUUUGCUAGUUAGCUGAAGAUUUUUUGCCUCAGACUGAUAGAAUCUGCAGAUAUUUUGUGGAAGUGGUUUGGCAAUUUUCCCCACAAACAGAUUAUGUGGAAAGCAGAACGUUCUCACAUGGUUAUUACAAAAGAUGAAUCUGUCAUAAAGAAAGGGUUAACACCAAGUGUUAAUUAGCAUGUUAAUUAGCACAAUCAAAAACAGUUUAAUCGUAUUAAAGUUCUUAAAAAUGCUCUGCAUCUCUUCCCAGCAAAUGUGACAAACGUUUCUGAAUUUUUUUUAGACUUGGGAAGUUUUAGCCGAGUCUGCAUUAUGAGCUCAGUCAAGAUUUUGGACAAACUUCAUUCUUCAUGUUUUUUUAUAUUGUCUUUAACAAUAAGAGAUUCUCAGUUAUGUAACAAGAUACAUUUAUUUUAUACCUGUUUUUUUUUCUCUGUCUUAAUAAUAUUUUGAAUGAUUGUGAAUUCUGCAUCUUUAUUAUAAAAAAAGACAAUGCUUUAUUUAACUUUUCAGGGUUUUUACAGAAACUAUGUAAAAAUUGCCAAGGGAGGAGAUUUUAUGUUAUCUGUUUGUUCAAAUGAGGAAAUAAUUGAUUGAUUAGUAAAUAGAGUGGCUCUCAAUUCAUAAUAAACAUCAAUUAAUAAAAGAAAGAAGUAUUUAGUCUCUAAAUACUUCAAUAAACAAGCACAUUUUGAAAUAAUGCAACAUAAUGUUGACCUUUGAAAUGAUCGAAAGUCCAAAAUAAUUAAAGAAACAGUUUAAAGGUUGUGUUUUCUGCUAAUUGUGUCUCUUUCUAGAUCAAGGUCAUUAUUAGAGUAAUUGCUGCAUAAACUCAAUGAACAGUUUUGUUUUGUUUUCCAUUAAAAAUCCUUUCUGACCACCUGCUUCUGUCUCCUGUCUGCCCACUGAAGCCACAGUGGGUCAGUGCAGUUCAAAGGGUUUUGUUUCUUUCCACUGUCGCCACAUGCUUUCACACAACGAAGGAUGGAUGACAAUUUAAAGACAGGCAGGUUAUAAAGCUUCGUGAAUGAACUAACAUUAAGACUGAUUUCAGACUGACUGGCUUCUGCAUGAAUAGAGCUGAAUGAGUUUUUGUUGUAAAAUGAACUGAACCU
Poeciliopsis prolifica (blackstripe livebearer) is the source of this 2541-nucleotide messenger RNA. Its product is annotated as fibroblast growth factor receptor 2-like. NCBI's taxonomy places the organism in Eukaryota, Metazoa, Chordata, Actinopteri, Cyprinodontiformes, Poeciliidae. The record is from RefSeq and is a predicted model, not a curated record. Gene Ontology annotation, biological process: positive regulation of ERK1 and ERK2 cascade; T cell activation; interleukin-15-mediated signaling pathway. Gene Ontology annotation, molecular function: MHC class II protein binding; protein tyrosine kinase binding. Gene Ontology annotation, cellular component: membrane raft; external side of plasma membrane. Bases 34 to 1011 code for a protein of 325 amino acids. The transcript is spliced from 7 exons.